Messenger RNA from Penicillium chermesinum, 1365 nucleotides. Its product is annotated as chalcone isomerase domain-containing protein. The coding region runs from base 1 to 1365 and encodes 454 amino acids. The transcript has 3 exons. Gene Ontology annotation, molecular function: intramolecular lyase activity. The record is from RefSeq and is a predicted model, not a curated record. Lineage: Eukaryota; Fungi; Ascomycota; Eurotiomycetes; Eurotiales; Aspergillaceae.
AUGUGCGAAGAGCGCACUGUAUUGCAUAUCUGCAAUCCUCUAGAGAUGAUUCGCGAACCUAAAACCCCGGAUGACAGGCACCUGGUUGAAAAUGGCAUCACAAUCACUCCGGACCGUGCGGCGAGCGCACCGCUGUGUCUCCCAGUCCUCCCCCCCUUUCACCUUUCCCGUCUGCCCUCGGCAACCCGGUCGGUCGCCCAUAACAGCAACCCUCUGCGGGCUCGUACCUCAGCGAGCCAAUCAAACGACGCAGAACAGCUCGCAAAAUACCGACGGUCGAUCAUCUGGUCUGCAUGUGGGCUGCUGGCUAGUACCGCUGCUGUCUAUGGAAUCAUCAAGUCCGAUGUGUUUGGAUUGGAGGCCCUCGAAGCGGCCAAGGAAAACAAGUCAGUCGAGAGCUCGGAACAGCGGAAUGCGUCUCCCGCAAUGAUGAGCCCCAAGGGGGCAUUGAGGAUGGACGGACCGCCGGGGUUCCCGAGCGACGGAGGGCCUUCAGUGAUUCCGAUCCAAGGCCAGGACGGCGUUGACCAAAUCCCCACUGGCAAUAGCUCGGUGCCGUUCUUCCCGUCAACAAUCAGAUUGCCCCCAGUCGACGAAGAGGCCAGCAAGCAGCCCGGAGACACUCUUUCCACGUCGGAAGGAGAUGAGUAUCAACUUCUCGGGCUCGGCAUUCGAAGUGUCUCUUUCCUAUCAAUCCAGGUUUACGUUGUUGGUUUCUAUGUCGCCAAGGCUGAUAUCACAGAGCUGCAGCAGCGCCUUCUCCGCACCGCAAUCCACCCACCGACGGCUAAAUCCGAUGAUCUGGCGCUGAAUCCGCAACCUCCCUGGUCCCCCCUGAGCGCAAACAACUCCACGACCUCCUCCCUAGACCCAGAACAUGGCGACGCCGCUUGGACGGCCCUGCUCAAGGAGAACGGGAUUCGUACCGCAUUCCGCAUCGUACCCACUCGCAACACGGACUUCAUGCACCUUCGCGAUGGGUGGGUUCGUGGCAUCACGGCACGUGCUCAGCAAAAGCCCGCUGGCAAUGGACCAAGCGAAUUCCAGGAUGAAACAUUCGGAUCUUCUAUGAAUGAAUUCAAGGCUGUCUUCGGAGGUGGGCAACGCAAGAGCGUCCCAAAGGGCCAGACACUGUUCCUUUUGCGCAGUGCCCACGGUGCUCUGGAUGCUCUCUUCCAGCCUGAUCCCAAGCAGCCAAUUCAGUGGAUGGGCCGUGUCACGGACGAGCGAGUCAGCCGGUUGGUGUGGUUGAACUACUUGGCUGGCAAAAAGGUCUCCAGCGAAGGCGCUCGACAAAGUAUUGUCGAAGGGCUUAUGACGGUCGUUGAGCGACCGGUAGGAACGGUUGUACAGCGAGUGGUAUAG